Sitodiplosis mosellana (orange wheat blossom midge) is the source of this 989-nucleotide messenger RNA. RefSeq names its product BET1 homolog (gene Bet1). Gene Ontology annotation, biological process: vesicle fusion with Golgi apparatus; endoplasmic reticulum to Golgi vesicle-mediated transport. Bases 205 to 564 code for a protein of 119 amino acids. The record is from RefSeq and is a predicted model, not a curated record. Gene Ontology annotation, cellular component: Golgi trans cisterna; SNARE complex. NCBI's taxonomy places the organism in Eukaryota, Metazoa, Arthropoda, Insecta, Diptera, Cecidomyiidae. Gene Ontology annotation, molecular function: SNAP receptor activity. The transcript is spliced from 2 exons.
GUUGAUAACUGUCAAUGACUUGACACAUCAUCGUUAAACAAAAUACAAAAUCUGGGAAGAGGCGAAAAAAAACCUAAUUAAAUAUAUUUUGCACGGUGUUUUUCUUCACAUUGAGUUCUGAUAAAUAAUCAAAGAGUUUCGAUUGGGUUUUUUUCCUGCAAAAACCGUGACUAAGUACAAUUGACCAAGCUGGAUCGGAAUCAAAUGCGUCGUGCACAAGGGUACAGUUAUCAGCCGCUUUCCCAAGCACCGGAUCGGCCAUCAACAUCAGCCGGCGGCAAUGAUCUAAUCGAAGAGGAAAAUCAGCGAUUGACUGAUGAGCUACAAGGUAAAAUCGGCGCACUGAAAUCAUUGACAAUCGAUAUAGGACAUGAGGUUCGCUAUCAAGACAAACUGUUGCGAGGCAUCGACGAUGACAUGGAACGAACUGGCGGAUUUCUUACAAAUACAAUGAAUCGUGUGGUGCGGCUGGGACGAAACGGCCACCACAAAUACAUGUUUUACAUAUUUCUGUUUGCCCUAUUCGUAUUCUUGCUGUUGUACUUUGUGAUUAAACUCAGAUAAUAAGCGUAGCGUAGAAGCAUUUUUUUUUGUAUAUACGUAUAGAAAAAUUGUGUUUAAUUUUGUUAACGGAAAACCGAUUUGGGCUCAUGUUAUUCCAUAUUUUACAUUAAUAAAGAGAAGGGACUAUCGUGUAUUUGAAAAAUCUUUGUUCGCGGUCGAUUUAAUCUGAAACGAAAUAUGUUUUUUGUAUUGUAGCCAAUAACAAUUGCAAUUGUGCAAACACACACAUGUAUUGAAUUACUUACUCAUUUACACAAAUAAUCACCUUUUCAAUUAAGAGGUCACCCAAACCGUUUCUCCUUCAAAAUCAAUCGAAUGUGCCAAUUGAUGCAUGGUCGUUGUAAUAAAACAAUUCCAGAAAUUCUUGUAUUGUGGUUGAAUAAACAUCAAAUUUAUUUAAAUUUUCUAAAGCGAUCUAAAGUGAA